AUGUCCGUAGAAGCCCCAAUCAACUGGUCAUCUCGGCUCCUCUUCCGUUCAGUCUCAUCCUCUCAAUCGCCACCGCCACAACCACUACUCUCCAAUCAACAACAACAACAACAACUCCCCCCACAAUCACCUCCAUCAUCUACUGAAAUCACUGCUCCUACUACUACUACUACUACUACUACCACAAAUAACUUCUACUCAUCACAAAAAUUCUCAGAUAAAAUCCUCCUCCCUCCAUCUGUCCUUGAAUCUCUUGUCCGUCAAGCCCCCAUACUACCAUCUCCACUUACCUUCCGUCUCACUAACCCUGUCACUCGUCAAUUCACCCAUGCAGGUGUCCGUGAAUUUUCCUCCGAUGAAGGUGUUGUUCGUAUCCCUCAAGUCAUUGCAGAGCGUAUUGGUCUCGAAGAACUAGGACCUGUAAACCUCCAACUUGUAGAACUCCCCAAAGCUUCCUUCCUCUCUCUUCAAAUCCUUCAAGAUGAUUCCAAUAAUAAUGAUACUGAUAGUAAUGUCCAAGACUGGAAAGCCCUUUUGGAAGCUCAACUUCAAUCUGCUUAUACUGCCCUUACAAAAAAUGAUACCCUCUACAUUAAUGAUCCAACAAACCCUGCCCAUCACUACAAGUGCUUGGUAGCAGAAGUUAAACCUGCUGAUGCCGUCCUCAUUAUUGAUACUGACGUGGAUCUUGAAAUCAUUCCUCCACUCUCUUCUACUACAAAAUCUAAAAAGGGCAAAUCUAAAAAAUCUCCUACAAAUCUUGCCCUAAAAGUCAACUUAACUGAUAAUUAUGGCCAAAUUACUAUCCCAGAAAUUACAUCUUUUGAAUCUUCCCCAGUCAAAAUCACAAUCUCAAAUUAUAAUCAAAACCUCCCCCUAGUCGUUUCUCUCUCAAACUUGGCAGAUUCUCCAACUGAUUUAUCAGAUCCAAACCUUCUCAACCUCUAUCUUGGUUCCUCUGAAGAUACCGCUCGUGAAUCUGUAUUUCUUUAUUCAACCCUUCUUGAUACCAACCAACGAGAAAAAACAAUCUUUAUUCCUCCUAAUGAACUUCAACCUUCGGAUUCAACCUUAUAUGCUACUCUAACACUCCCUAAAGAUCUUGAUGUCAUUUUUGAAAAUCUCUCUAUAACUUUCUCAACAGAACAUUUGGCCUCUUCUCCUCUCCCUGCAUUUGAUGCUGCUGACUCUACACAAUGUUCCAACUGUGGCCAAUUUGUCCCACAACGCUCCUAUCAACUUCACUUAAACUUUUGUGCUCGAAAUAAUAUCCCAUGCCCUCAAGGAUGUGGACAAAUCUUUUCUCGAAGUGCAGGAGGUGUCCCAGCUACUCACUGGCACUGCAACUCUUGUCCCCCCCGCGUCUUUGGUAACACUAAAGAGUCGUAUGACUUGCACCAAAAUGUCGCCCAUACCCCCAUAGACCAUUGCGAUGCAUGUGGCCUACUUACAAACUCCCCCAACUUGAUUUCAUUAGCCCAUCAUAAGGCCUCUGUAUGCGCUGCAAAACUUCACAUUUGCCGAUUCUGCCAUCUCCGCUUACCCCAGGGCCCACAAGAAGCCUCGUCUUAUGGUCUUUCUGGUCACGAAACAGUUUGCGGAAGUCGUACUGCUGAUUGUGACAUUUGCCAAAAGGCUAUCCGUCUACGCGACAUGCCUGCUCAUUUAGCUCUCCACGAUAUCCAGCGUCGUUCAAACAGACCUCCACAACAUCUUUGUGCAAAUGUCAAUUGUCAACGUACCCUAGAUAACAAUAACAUAACCUCGCCUCUACCACCUUUCGGUCUUUGUGCAAGAUGUUUCGGCCCCCUUCAUAGCUCUGUCAAUGACCCAACUGGUACAAAACUUGUUGCCCGAAUCGAAAGACGUUACGUUAUUCAACUUUCUAGAGGUUGCGGAAAACCAUUUUGUUGUAACCGUGAAGCUUGUGCCACCGCCAUGGGCUCCAAACUUCCAAUGGCUCAAGUCAUGCCCCGUGUCAAACAACUCAUGACUCUUGAUCCUACUGACCCUGAUCGUUUCGAGCAUGUAGCAUUUUGCGUUGACGAAACUACAACUAAACGUAAAAUGUUUGUGGAUCUUGUUGCAGAUAUUGAGCUUCUCUAUAGCCGAGAGUGGGCCGCAAAGGCUAUAGACGUUGCUUCUGGAAACGAGGCUGAGGCCCGCCGUUGGCUCGAGCGCAAUGCUGUUAAGCUUUCUGAAGAACAAUCAUAA
This is a messenger RNA of Magnusiomyces paraingens, 2214 nucleotides long. RefSeq lists its product as uncharacterized. The transcript has a single exon. Lineage: Eukaryota; Fungi; Ascomycota; Dipodascomycetes; Dipodascales; Dipodascaceae. The record is from RefSeq and is a predicted model, not a curated record. Gene Ontology annotation, molecular function: polyubiquitin modification-dependent protein binding. Bases 1 to 2214 code for a protein of 737 amino acids. Gene Ontology annotation, cellular component: VCP-NPL4-UFD1 AAA ATPase complex.